GCUCUCCGACGGCUGCGUUGCUCCCCACCUCCCCUUCUAGCCACCAGUACUCUGGGCUCGUGAAGUGGCAGCUGUGAGGUCGCCAAUCCGCGCUUUGAACUGGGCGACCGCUGAGGACUCAUGUGAAGCCGCGACGACAGAAACCUAAGGAGCAGCAGACUCGCGGAUCUUAUCGGUUCUUCGGCACUUCCAGGCUUGUGGAAAUCGCAUCCACUUUUUCAUUGCCUUCAAUUCCUACGUGUGACGCAACCAAGUGCGACUUAGCACUCAAGCCCGUGCUCCUCAGGUCUUUAAUCAUAGCGCGACAUCGCUUAGUCAACUUUUCACGAGAUAAGUCAUGAUGUCGCCGCUAUCUCUUUUGCGACGUCAGGUGCUGCAAUUUUUAACAGAAAAUGCUUAAACUUUAACCAUUUGUUCACAAAGCCACAUUAUGAGCCGACAUUAUUUUCUUGUCUUGUUAGUAUUGUAAACAAAACACUUGAUGCCCUAAAACACGUCUCCGAAAGACACAAAACUAGGUAAAUAAAUGCCAAUCGAGUGGAAUUUUCACCAUAUAAAACUUGUGCUGGAAUUUUCCAACGGAAAACUCCCGCUCUGAAAAUAGAAUAGGAACACAAAAAAAACACGUCUUGUAUGUAUAUCCCACUUGUCUACACAUACAGUAUUCCUAACCUUUCGGGUAUUUGUUUACCGCACACAACUAAAUACCAGAAACUCACUUUCUAUAUUUUAAACGCCGUGCCAUUUGUUUUGUAGGUACAAACCGUCAGCAGUUUACGCUGAAGGGCAUCGUCCGGUGCACUUCUAGCUUACUGUCUGGCGAAGCCGCUCUGCGUAAGAAGGUGAAUUCGAGCUUUUCUUUCAUACGCAGAUACCCUGCGCAACUGCAUCUGAGAAGAACAAUGGCUGCCAGCAACGCGGACUGCUCGACGCAAACCAGUGAUACUGCAUUGAAGCUUCGCCGCGUCGAAGGCAUCUUGAUCACUGAGCUGGUUCAACGAGUCUCGGCUGCGAUCAGCGAUGCAGUACGAGCCGCGGACCGGCGACGUGUUCAUCAUGGGCUUCCCGAAGACGGGCACAACUUGGUUGCACUUCAUGGUGCGGCGCCUGCUCAACAAAGAUGACGAGACGCCGCUGGAGAGCGCUGCCGCGUGCGCGCCCGGUGUUUCGUUCCUCGAAAUCGCCGGUGCCGGGAACGUCGAGUCACUGCGUAGACCUGGCGCUGUCAUCAAGACGCACUUGCUCUUCGAGAACGUGAAAUUCUCGGAAAAGGCCAGAUAUAUCUACGUGCUGCGUAACCCGUACGACACCUGUGUGUCGUUCUACCACCAUUUACGAACGAGGAGCUCGGAUUUCCGCGACAUUAGCUUUGACGACUUCUUCGAGCAGUUCAUCGACGGCUAUGUUUACCCGGGCGACUACUUUGACCAUUUGACAUCUUGGCUGGCGCAAAGCUCAAAGGCCAACCUUCUCUUCAUCGCGUACGAGGACAUAAUAAGAGAUCCCCGCUCCAGCAUCUUGAGGAUUGCGGCCUUUCUCGACAAAAGGCUGGAAAUGACUCUGAGCAAGGACGAGGCAGUGCUGGACGCCUUCUUACAGACGAUCUCCGCUGAUGUCAUGAAAGCGAUCUUCCUCGACGCCUACGUGGCAAGACAGCGAGACAUGCCCAGCGGCUGCAGUCAUUCCGAGUCAGAAAGCCACAACCAUCUAAACGGCCCGUGUGAGCCAGAUGAAAGAGCCAGCGGCAGAAACAUUGUCAGGAAAGCAGUUGUCGGGACUGGAAGAAUUACUUCUCGGCGUCUCAGAUUGAACGCAUGAAGGCCAAAAUGGCAUCAAAGACUGUCGCACUCAAACAAUUGCUUUAUGUUCUGUGGAAGAACGCUGACUUGCCAUAGACAUCUGAUGCUGCGCACACGCUAUGUUCGUGCAGCGUGAUUGCAGCACUUGCAUUGAUUCCCAAGCAUCAAGCUUGAGAAUAAAUUUACACAAAGUCGAGUUCUAUUGUCAAUUUCUUGUAUUGAACCCAUAUUGUGCUGCUAUGACCACCUGGU
This is a messenger RNA of Dermacentor silvarum, 2051 nucleotides long. Its product is annotated as sulfotransferase 2A8. The coding region runs from base 1021 to 1818 and encodes 265 amino acids. Gene Ontology annotation, molecular function: sulfotransferase activity. Gene Ontology annotation, biological process: sulfation. The record is from RefSeq and is a predicted model, not a curated record. NCBI's taxonomy places the organism in Eukaryota, Metazoa, Arthropoda, Arachnida, Ixodida, Ixodidae. The transcript is spliced from 5 exons. Gene Ontology annotation, cellular component: cytoplasm.